AUGGAUCGUGUCUAUAGGCGUGUGAUGGGAGUACCGCCGGAUUCACCAUUUUCAGCGUACAUUUGGGAAACAAACGGCUUUGGUCAAGUGGUGUAUGUGUCCCAGUCGAACGCUAGUGUCGACACGUUCUGGAAGAAGAAGACGGAAAUCCGAGAUGCCCUCUUGGAAAUGGCGUUGCAGAUUAAACGAUCGGAAGGAUUCGAACUGUACUUACACGGACUCGUGUAUAGAAACAAUAGAACGGUUCGAUGGGAUGAAGAUUAUAACGAUGAGGAGAAAACAAGCACGAAGGGUUUGACUGAGCAAUUGAAGGAAAUGGUAUCUCAGGCACUUGCCCAUCUCACGAGCGUUUAUCUGAGUUCAGUACAGGUCACGAGAGUAGAACUGUUCGAUGUGAAUUCGGCCGUUGGCGCUCUGAUGGAGGUCAGAUCUCUGGCCAACGUAUUUCCCUGGGUUGACUAUAAAAAUGUGUUCCAGCAAAUGCAUGAAACUGUUUUUGAUACUGGUGUGAAGUUGAUUUUGUCUGACCGGUUCACAUUUUUGACACUUGGUGAUCCGGACGUUUACAGAUGUAUACUAGAUCGUUAUUCGCAUUGA
Messenger RNA from Echinostoma caproni, 597 nucleotides. NCBI's taxonomy places the organism in Eukaryota, Metazoa, Platyhelminthes, Trematoda, Plagiorchiida, Echinostomatidae. The record is from the annotation of a GenBank genome assembly.